Messenger RNA from Limulus polyphemus (Atlantic horseshoe crab), 616 nucleotides. Its product is annotated as abnormal spindle-like microcephaly-associated protein homolog. Gene Ontology annotation, molecular function: calmodulin binding. The record is from RefSeq and is a predicted model, not a curated record. The transcript has 5 exons. Bases 1 to 435 code for a protein of 144 amino acids. NCBI's taxonomy places the organism in Eukaryota, Metazoa, Arthropoda, Merostomata, Xiphosura, Limulidae.
AUGGGAUGCAGUGUAAGUAAAGAUGUAAAAGUUGAAGAUCAACGAAACUGUAAUGCAAUAGAUGAAGCACGUGCUGCAUCUAAAAUCCAGGCAUCAUUCCGUGGAUACAAAGUAAGAAAAGAACUGAAAACAAUGAAGACAGAAGAAACUAAACCUCACGUUAAAGAAGAAAUAUUUGAAAUCGACUCAAAUGACACGGACCUCACUAAGGCUGUAACUAAAAUCCAAGCAUCGUUUCGUGGUUUCAAAGCUAGAAAAUACUUGAAGACACAUGAAAAGGGCAACAAAGUACCAGGAUGGACUCAAGAACAAUCAAUUAAUGAAAUGGAUUUAAGUGAUCCAAACCUGUUGAAAGCAGCGACAAAAAUUCAAGCAACUUUUCGCGGUUACCAUGUACGAAAAGGCGUGUGUGGACUAAACGUGGGUGGAGAAUAAUUCUUUCAUGAAGAAAAAGGACUACGCUAUCCCGUUAUUUAUUCUUUCAGCGUUUCCAGUUUGUUGCUGUUUAUUCGUUUUGAUCUUUUGAAAAUCGUCUUCAGUAUUCAAAAAGAUUCCAGAAGAAACAAAAAAGCAGCGGUAAAUGGAAGAGACUGGUCCAAUAGGCAGUAAUGACGGA